Molecule: messenger RNA, 1564 nt
Organism: Cervus elaphus (red deer)
Lineage: Eukaryota; Metazoa; Chordata; Mammalia; Artiodactyla; Cervidae
Exons: 1
Coding region: 272-772 (166 amino acids)
Source: RefSeq, a predicted model, not a curated record
CGGGCAACCCUCGCCUUCCUCCCCUUCCCCGGGCGGGCGGGGGGAUGCGGGGACAGCCGCCGCGGGGUGAUGGGGAUUCCCUGCCGUCUCUGUUGAUCCCGUUCGGUUCGUUCCCAGAGUCGGCAGGGGCUGGGCACCGGGCGCAGGAUCGGAGGGAACGGCGCUGGGGGUGAAGGUCUGGGGAGGCGCGGGCGGCGCGGCCGAGGGCCCCGCGUGGGUGCGGGCGUGUGAGUGUGUGUGUGUGAGUGUGUGUCGCUCCGGGUCCACGCUCAUGCACACACCCACACGCCCGCACUCCGGCUCUGCCCCCUCGGCCGGCGUGAACCUCUGCGGAGCCUGUCUUGUGCUCCCGAAGUAUUCGGUCCCAGCACAAAGCAAGUCUGAAAAAGUUUUCCCCAGGUCCCAGGUCCCAGUGAGAAGCAGGCUGCGGGGUCUCCGCAGCGGCGGGCACAGGCGAAGCAAGCCCCAUCCCGGGGUUCGCCAGCCCUUGGCCUGGCGAAAAGCCAAGCUCCGGCCUUGCCCUCCCACCCAAACUCAUCAUUCCUCGCGCUGCAGACGCCGGCAGUGCCGGCGCUUCCACCCCAGCUGGCACCGUGAGCCGGCAGCACCUCUGUUCACAGCCCGCAGGUUGAGCACCACUCCCCACCCCAAACCCCCGCCCGUCCGCCCAGGCGCUCGUCUUCUUCCCUGGAACCAGCUAUUUCCGACCAUCUCAGAUCAGGCGCCUGAACCUCACUGCCCUUUCCUGGAGCAGGAAGCACUCUCUGCAUGAACUGUCAGGGUUAUCUCUCUGUCCUACGAUGCCAUCAGUUCUCAUCCUAAACAUCUUGAGAGGGUCAAGCGUGUGGCUUUUAAAAUCAAUGUCUUGAACUCCAGAAGACCUCGUCCGCCCUGAGAAAACUAAGUAGGCAGGCUUUCUCCUCAGAGCCUUCUCUGCCCUCUUUUCCUCCCGUUGCCCCUUCUGCACCACACCUGUGUCCAUUCCCUGCCUUUCCUUCCUUUCCUGAGCUCAGGGAAAGAUCUAAUAAACUCUUUAGGGCAUAAGCUCUAAGCAAAAGGAGGGAACUUUGAGGGUGGGAUCUGAGGCUCCUUGGAGCCAGUGCAGAAGGAAUUUGAGGGUGGGAAGGAGCCUUGCUGAUUCUCACAGAUUCAGACAUUAUUAGACCAGGCUUACAUCACACAUUGUUUCUCUUUAAUCAAUAUCAAACAAUAUAUUUCAGUUCAGUAAAUAGCAGAGUGUCAGAAAACAAGCUAGGUGCUUGUUGGUCACAGUUCUGGAGGGGAGACAAAUAAAUGUCUCCUUUUAAAAAAUGACACAGAAAUAAAUACUCCUUAAAAAUGCCAUGGAAGUCUAUGCAAUGUAUCUCCUAAAACAUUGGAAGGAGUGGGGCAAAUUUGGGAAAAUUUCAAAGUAGAAAAUAACAUUGUUGUUCAGCAGCUGAGUCAUGUCAGACUCUGCCAUCCCAUGAACUACAGAGCACCAGGCUUCCCUGUCCUUUACUAUCUCCUGGAUUUUGCUCAAACUCAUGUCCAUUGAGUUGAUGAAAGUGAUACUAGACACUGA